CGAGGAAGCCCUGUGGGGCAGGACGGAGGCGCUGCCAGAGCCCUGUCUCCCUCUUUUCUUCCUUUUGGCCUUCCCUUCUGGUGACCAAAAGGUGACCAGGGGACGCAGGACAUAGAAAUGCCCCCCAUUCUUCUCGUUCCAGCUGCCUGCAUGCCCACCCCUCAGCCCCCACCCAGCCAACCCAGCCUCCCUCCCUCCCUCCCUGCCAGCAUGCUGCCCGGUCCCUGCCCAGGCUCUGCACAGAGGGCAGAGGCCAUUCCCAGGAUGGCGUGGGCAUGGCUGGGAACCUCUCCUGACCCUUGCCAGCCCUGACCGCAGCUGCCAGACCCCAGAGAGGACGGGGGCCAGCACCGCCCCGCACUGCCCAGCCCUGCCAUGGAAUGUGGCACCACGGCUCACUCGAAAGUGGCAAGGCAGGAGCCGGUGGGCCAGGCGAGGAUGAAGGAGCUGCUGCCCUCACUGCUGCCACCCUCCUCCUCUUCUUCCUCCCCUGCCGCCUCUGUCCCACUGCUCAGCACCCACAGCUGGUCCAGGGCCAGGCGGAGCUGUGGCCGGGCUGCGGCUGCCCCUCGGGAGAAGAGGCCAGGCUGUGGGUGCGGUUGUCCGUUCGUCCCCCGGGGAUGCCGUUGAAAGCAGCAGCCUCAGGCUUGCGUGGGCUGUCUCUGCCUGGCCUCCCUCUCCUCGCGGCGCGGGAGCGCAGAGGGACAGGCGGAGCGCUUACUGGCUGUGGGCAGGAGCUGCUGAAGCUGGAGAGGCCACAGAAGGCGGGGUACGGCCACGUAGCGAGCGAGCGAGGCUACGUGUCUAGGAGGCCUCAUCUCGUGGAUGUCAGCUGCCACCAUUUCACCGUGGUUGCCCUUUCUUGUGCUGUGAAAGUACAAGACAGAUGGAAAGAUUCCGUAGUGGUCUGCAAGUACAAGGUUAUCCCAGGUGAGUUACCUGCUGUGGAUCAUCCCGGGUGGACUCCCUGGGCCACGAGUUUUCUCACUUUCGCCCUUCCAAUUGUCUCCCUGUCCCACUGGCGGCGGGAGAGCGAGUGAGCGGUCGCGUGGGGCUUCGUUGCCGGCUGGGGUUAGACCACGACACGAGGUGAGUCGCAAGCCCUGCCUGGCUAAUGCUGGAGGCUCUCUGCGUUCCUCCUGCCAUCUUGACGGGCCGUCCUUGUUCUUCAUUGCCGCUUUAUAGCGAGCGCCUCUUGCUCCAUAAGCAGCAGUACUCGGGCCGUGCAGGUGCUGCACGUUGCAGACAGCAAAGGGCAAUCGUGACGCUUGCUGGGGGGAGCGGCAAGGGGUGCGGAGCCACGCUCCUGUAGGGAGCAAAGAUGGAACCUCGAG
This is a messenger RNA of Aquila chrysaetos chrysaetos, 1334 nucleotides long. RefSeq lists its product as uncharacterized. Bases 381 to 1040 code for a protein of 219 amino acids. The record is from RefSeq and is a predicted model, not a curated record. NCBI's taxonomy places the organism in Eukaryota, Metazoa, Chordata, Aves, Accipitriformes, Accipitridae. The transcript has 8 exons.